CUUAAACGAAGACUAUCCAGUGAUUGAAAAUGACUUCGGCAUACGUGCAGCAGCAGCAGCAGCAGUACAAUCAUUCUACGAUGUACGGUGGCGGUGGAAUGAUGGGUUCCGGAGCAGGAGCUAUGUUGGACACCUCGUCCUACAACCAUUACAACGGAAUGUCUGCCAUGAGUAUGGGAGGUUCAGGGCUCUGCUAUGGCUAUGGAACGGACAGUGCAUCCUCGGAGGGCUAUCACAGCCCAGGGCCGGUGUCGAGUCCUGAAUCGUACUUCAACAACACAAGUCCCGCAGAAUACAGUCCAUCCAGUCCGUACACAAACUAUGGAUACUGCAGUGGAGGAGGCUCUGGAUCGGGUGUUCCCAGUAACACCAGCGCCAGUAAUCAAAACGCAUCCUGCGAAUCAUACUACAGCUACGCUAAUAACAAUUUCAAAACUGCCUGCCCAACUGUUCCUCGCUAUGGUAUGACGGAAACGAGCACUACUUCCGAGCGUCCCGUCCUGCUAAACAACUACCAGAAGCGUGAGGAAAGUACACAACCACUCGCCUCGUCCCAAAGCCAUGCUCUCCAAUCUUCAGCUACUACUUGUGGUACUGCGAAACGGCCUGUUACUGUCGCUCAGCAUCAUCCGAUCGCUGGGAGCUACUACAACCCGUACACCGUACCGAUCGCUCGCAAUCGAGCCAGCCCGACACACAGUUCCAGCAGCUCAGUCUCGCCCACUCCUUCGCAAUCCAGUGGACAAUCGGUGGUCGUGGUGCAGCCGGAAGUAGUGAAGAAGCGCCGACUGGCAGCGAAUGCACGGGAGCGCCGGAGAAUGAACAGUCUGAACGAUGCGUUCGAUCGCUUAAGAGAUGUGGUUCCUUCGCUGGGGAACGAUCGUAAGCUGUCCAAGUUUGAAACGCUUCAGAUGGCCCAGACGUACAUAGCGGCAUUGAAUGAGCUGCUUUCGCGGGAUUAAGCAGCAGAAUAGAUAGAGGGUUUUGUAAUAUACUGUACAGGUGUAAGAAGUGGCUUAGUGGAGUGAUAUCAGAGGUGCUAU
Molecule: messenger RNA, 1043 nt
Organism: Anopheles gambiae (African malaria mosquito)
Lineage: Eukaryota; Metazoa; Arthropoda; Insecta; Diptera; Culicidae
Product: RNA-binding protein MEX3B
Exons: 1
Coding region: 30-962 (310 amino acids)
Molecular function (GO): protein dimerization activity
Source: RefSeq, a predicted model, not a curated record